AUGAACUCACCUGAACCUGGAGAUCACUUGAGAACUCCGCUUCGAAGAGCAUCAUACGUCCAUGUUUCUGAUUUAACAAGUGCGUACAAUAUCGAUCAUGGACUGCUCGAGCAAGAGCUUAGUAGAACAAACUCGGAUAGCAAAAGUGAAAGAUCCGGACGGGGAGCUAUUGAAACAGAUAACCAAGUAGACACCAAUAGCGUUGCUGUAGACUUGGAUGUGGCUUCAGCCACUACUUCGCAGAAGAGGUUACAGCCACCUCGUGGGGGUUUCAAUCUUUGUGUGCUUGUUGGAAACGUCAAUAUCGUUGUGGACAAGCGUCGCGUAGAUGGGUCAAGAGUAAGAUUAGCGGAAAUUGAGAUCGGUGAUGAGACUGGAACAGUCUCCCUUCGGGCACGCGACGAACAGAUAGAUGUCUUGGCGCAAGUUUCAGCACGUGCUGGGGCUGUGGUGCUGCGAAACUGCACGUUAGAACUGUUUCAAGGCAGGCACAUUCGACUGGCGAUUACAAAGUGGGGGAAAAUCUCGGUAUAUCCGGACAGCAUUGCGAGUACACCACCUCCGCCUUCGAAAAUGAAUCUCGAGCGCAAUUUCUCUCGAAUUGACCUCACCAUAGUUGCCAGUGAAAUGGUUGAUACGAAUCCAGAGGCAUAUGCUAACAGACAAUAUCGAGUUAUAGCUGAGGCUAUCGAAUCAAGCGGAAGACCAGCAUCAGCAAAAGACAGUGGACAAAGCAUCGCAAAGCACCACAAUCAUUCACGACGAAACAGUCGUGACCGACGCCAUAAUCGAGGGAAGCCAAAUGCUUUUGCCAAUCGAUCUCAUUACAGCAUCGCAAAAAACGAAAGGCAAAUAGUCCAGCCUAACCAGCUGAACUAUCGUGAUAUGCACGGAUAUUCUAGAUUUCCCGAGGGAUUUCGAGUCUCGCAUUAUCCAUAUCCUCUUGGAAGGCAGCAGGAAGUUCUUUCACCCGCCCCAACACAACAGCUUCUGUUUCAGCACCAAUACGAAUUGCAACAGGCACACUACCACCAGCAGGGCUAUGCACAGACGCAAGACCAAAAUACACAUGCUGUGAAUCAAACAGCAGCAUUCGUCCUUGAUCCCAACAACAGAGGGACAUUCGUAUCCAAUACUCUCAACCCACUGCCAGUUUCAAAUGAUGGGACUAGCCACCUUGUGCAAAUCGGUGCAAGUCGUGAAACGCAUGAGAUGACGAGUGCCGUUCCUCAGAUGAGUGGGUCAAUACAUAUGGCGCAACGGCGCCCUGUUUCACCAGAGGAAGCACAAAAAUCUUCCAUAAGGAUGAACCCUGAUGCAAUCACAUUUGCUCCAGCAUCGUAUUCUCAGCUUCUCCCGUUCUUUCCAACCUAUCAUCUACCGGUAUCUCAUUCAACGGCACUUCCCACAUUUGGCCAGGUACCUCAAUUUGCACACGCAAGUGAAAUAUCGUUCAUACCUCAACCUCCACACCAAGUCCCAUCGCCUGAACUACAAAUACAAACAGGUCCAGCGAGUAAGCCUCAGAAGUACGCCCCAGUUAUUCCAGAUGGAAAUGAAAAUAGUGAGAAGAGACCAGAUUGA
Molecule: messenger RNA, 1584 nt
Organism: Cylindrotheca closterium
Lineage: Eukaryota; Bacillariophyta; Bacillariophyceae; Bacillariales; Bacillariaceae
Source: the annotation of a GenBank genome assembly